AUGCGCCUUAUACUAGUCCGGGCGCUGUCAAGGCUCAAGUUGACUAAGGUGGCGUCGGGGAUCAUUGCCAUCUGGGUGGUGGCCUGGACGCCCUACGCGGUGGUGUCCCUGCUCGGCAUCUUCAGGCAGCGGGCCCUCAUCACGCCCCUCGUCUCCAUGGUCCCCGCCUUCUUCUGUAAGACUGCGGCGUGUCUCGACCCCUUCAUCUACGCUCUCUCCCACCCGCGAUUCAAGGUCAUUACAAGUGUCCAGGCGGAGCUGAACAAAAGGCUGAUGUGGCGCCGACGUCACCUGAUGGGGGGCGUGAGGAACGGCAUGACGCAAGGCUUCUCCGCGAGCACCUUCAGCGAGAUGCGCGAGGAGCGGGAGCUGUCCGACGUGCAGGCGUGGGGCAACUUCGACCCGUCGUCCUCGUCGCUGGGGCCGCUGCUGCAGCGCAACACGUCCUGCACCAGCAACCCCACCUGGACCGCACCCGCCGCAGGGACCCCGCCAGCUCCCGGGAGCAAGAGCCUGGCGUCGCCCAUAUCAGCGGAAAUCUACCCCCGGAAGAGCCUCUCCACCUACAGCUUCAGGAGCGUCUCGAGGACAGCAAGCUGUUCCUUUAGCGCCGGUCUUGAACAGGUCAGCCUGUGCACGCAGCCUCCUGCCCACGUGUGGACCACCUCCCAGACGCCGUUCAUGAUUGAAAACGGCGCGCACACACUCACACCGGGCGUGGGGUCGCGGGCCGCCGGCGUGGCAGCCCCGUGA
Messenger RNA from Eriocheir sinensis (Chinese mitten crab), 753 nucleotides. Its product is annotated as melanopsin-A-like. The coding region runs from base 1 to 753 and encodes 250 amino acids. Lineage: Eukaryota; Metazoa; Arthropoda; Malacostraca; Decapoda; Varunidae. Gene Ontology annotation, molecular function: G protein-coupled receptor activity. The record is from RefSeq and is a predicted model, not a curated record. Gene Ontology annotation, biological process: G protein-coupled receptor signaling pathway. Gene Ontology annotation, cellular component: membrane. The transcript is spliced from 6 exons.